Ilex paraguariensis (yerba mate) is the source of this 1218-nucleotide messenger RNA. The record is from the annotation of a GenBank genome assembly. NCBI's taxonomy places the organism in Eukaryota, Viridiplantae, Streptophyta, Magnoliopsida, Aquifoliales, Aquifoliaceae.
CUUCUCUAAUCCUCAGUACUGUGAUGAGGUCUAUGAGGAUUUGAUUAGGGGUCGCUAGACUCGGCUGAAACUGUCUGAUUCGUCUCCCCAUUUCUUUUCUGAAUUGUGAUUGAAAAAGUCACCCAAAUCUCUCUCCUCCUCCCUCUAACUUCACUAACCACCACCACCACCACUUUUCUUAUUGAGUUCUUCAUCAUCAACAGGCUUGUGGCUGCAAACAGGGCAAGACAUGUGCAUGGAUAAAUUUGAAGAAUUUCAUCAUGACCCCAUCUGCCGAACUUGCUUCGCGUUUUAGCUUGAGCACUAGUCAUUUUGAGGUGGGUAAGGGUCAAUUGCAACAUCUACAUCCAAUUCUGGGCAAGUUAUCGUUUUGCAACUGAAUGUAUUAUGGCUCUUGGGACUUUCACUGCUCCACAAUUGAAGACUUGUGGUCUCUUUGGGACUCGGUUGUAUCCCUCUAAUUUUCUUCCCGUGCAGAGUAGAAGUUUCCUUAUGAAGCCAUUGGUGAUUGAAGCAAGGGCAAGAGCAAAUACCCGAAAAGAAAGUGCGAAAAUCCGAAACAGAAGACUACAGAAGAAGUUUAAUGGCACAGCUACAAAGCCAAGGCUUUCAUUAUUCUGUUCCGAUAAGCAAUUGUAUGCUAUGCUGGUAGAUGAUCAGAAGAAGAACUGUUUAUUCUAUUGCAGCACUCUACAGAGAUCAAUUCGCCAGGAUCCUCCUUGUACCACAAUUGAAGCAGCUGAACGUGUUGGUGAAGAGCUUGUCAAGACAUGUAUUGAUCUCAAUAUAAAUGAAAUAUCGUCUUAUGAUCGCAAUGGUUUUGCUCGAGGAGAAAAGAUGGAAGCGUUUGAGACUGCAUUAUCUCGUCAUGGGUUCUUGUCAAGAUAGAUCUGUUGCGGUUUCUUAGAUUGUUUUAUAGAUUCAACUCUACUCGACAAAACUUUUUCUUACUAUUUUUAGGAUCUGGUAAACGAUUAUUAUCUCGCCAUUGAUUGUUUCAUAAAUGGUUGGAAAUAUAGCAGUGUAUGGGUUGGGGUUGCAUUGUUUAUGGAAUCUGAAGAUUUGUGAUCAAACCAAUAAAAUGUUAGCUUCUCUUGUAAUGAUUAUCAAAGAUGUAUCCUCUUUACCAAGUUUGGUAAGCAGUCUAGCACACAGACAUGUUGCUCAUGUUCCCCAACAGUCAAUAUGGCAAUGCUGUGGAUCUAAAUUCGUUUUAAG